Acanthosepion pharaonis is the source of this 822-nucleotide messenger RNA. The record is from the annotation of a GenBank genome assembly. NCBI's taxonomy places the organism in Eukaryota, Metazoa, Mollusca, Cephalopoda, Sepiida, Sepiidae.
AUGACGUGCGAUUUUCAUUCUCUACCUCUCUACAUUUUCUUUCUCCACAUUUUCAUUCUCUGCAUCUCUACAUUCUCUACCUCUCUACAUUUUAAUUCAUUACAUUUUCAUUCUCGACAUUUGCAUUCUCUACCUCUCUACAUUCCCUACCUCUCUCCGUUUUCAUUUUCUACCUCUCUACAUUCACUACCUCUCUCCGUUUUCAUUCUCUACCUCUCUACAUUCCCUACCUCUCUCCGUUUUCAUUCUCUACCUCUCUACAUUCACUACCUCUCUCCGUUUUCAUUCUCUACCUCUCUACAUUCCCUACCUCUCUCCGUUUUCAUUCUCUACCUCUCUACAUUCACUACCUCUCUCCGUUUUCAUUCUCUACCUCUCUACAUUCACUACCUCUCUCCGUUUUCAUUCUCUCCAUUUUCAUUGUCUACCUCUCUACAUUCCCUACCUCUCUCCGUUUUCAUUCUCUACCUCUCUACAUUCACUACCUCUCUCCGUUUUCAUUCUCUCCAUUUUCAUUCUCUACCUCUCUACAUUCUCGACCUCUCUACAUUUUUCUUCUCCACAUUUUCAUUCUCUACCAUUCUACAUUCCUCUACCUCUCUACAUUUUAAUUCAUUAAAUUUCAUUCUCUAUAUUUUCAUUCUCUGUCUACAUUCCUUACCUCUCUACAUUUUCUUUGUCCACAUUUUCAUUCUCUACCUCUCUACAUUUUUCUUCUCCACAUUCUCAUUCUCUACCUCUCUACAUUCCCUACCUCUCAACAUUUUCAUUUUCUCCAUUUUCAUUAUCUACCUCUCUACAUUAUCACUGAGCCGAGUGUAG